Messenger RNA from Cavia porcellus (domestic guinea pig), 1917 nucleotides. It is a transcript of the gene Pgrmc2, whose product is annotated as progesterone receptor membrane component 2. The record is from RefSeq and is a predicted model, not a curated record. The coding region runs from base 24 to 695 and encodes 223 amino acids. Gene Ontology annotation, cellular component: membrane; endomembrane system; endoplasmic reticulum. NCBI's taxonomy places the organism in Eukaryota, Metazoa, Chordata, Mammalia, Rodentia, Caviidae. The transcript is spliced from 3 exons.
GAGGAAGGCGCUGGCGGGCAGUGAUGGCGGCGGGUGAUGGGGACCUGAAGCUAGGCACCCUGGGGAGUGGCAGCAAGAGCGGCAGCGACGGCAGCAGCGGGAGCCCAGGCGGCGCGGGAGCGGCAGCGGAAGGCGGCGGCUGGGCGGCGGCGGCGCUGGCGCUUCUGACGGGGGGCGGGGAAAUGCUGCUGAACGUGGCGCUGGUGGCCCUGGUGCUGCUGGGGGCCUACCGGCUCUGGGUGCGCUGGGGGCGGCGGGGUCUGGGUGCGGGCGCGGGGUCGGGCGAGGAGAGCCCCGCGGCGUCCCUGCCGCGCAUGAAGAAGCGGGACUUCAGCUUGGAACAGCUGCGCCAGUACGACGGGUCCCGCACCCCGCGCAUCCUGCUGGCGGUCAAUGGGAAAGUCUUCGACGUGACCAAAGGCAGCAAGUUCUACGGCCCCGCGGGGCCAUAUGGAAUAUUUGCUGGCAGAGAUGCCUCCAGAGGACUAGCAACGUUUUGCCUAGAUAAGGAUGCACUUCGAGAUGAAUACGAUGACCUCUCAGAUUUGAAUGCAGUACAGAUGGAGAGUGUUCGAGAAUGGGAAAUGCAGUUUAAAGAGAAAUAUGAUUAUGUAGGCAGACUCCUAAAACCUGGGGAAGAACCUUCAGAAUACACAGAUGAAGAAGAUACCAAGGAUCAUAAUAAACAGGAUUGAACUUUGUAAACAACCAAAGUCAGGGGCCUUCAGAACUGUAAUUCUUACUCCCUUUCACGGAAUGUCCAGUGUCUUUUGGUUUGAUUCACCUGCUGCGAAAAAUAUUCGACAGAUUGUAUGCAAGAUAAAUGAGUCUCACUAUGAAGAUUUGAAACUAGACAUUAUGUGUGCUGCCAAACUCAUUUGUUGCAGUUGUUUGUAAUGUCUGGUGGGGCUCCGUCAUCCUGAGAAGGAACAGACAGGCAUUCUUAAACAGUACGAAAGCCACCAGGUUACUUUAGCUUUUCUUCCCCGCCUCCCUACCCUUCCCCAUAACCACCCCCUUCCCGCUCCCUUCCCCAUCCCCCAUCAGACUUCAUUCUCUCUCCUCUUUGUUUUUCCCUCUCUCCUUUUUCAAAAUAAUAUCAAAGACAACCACAUAGGUAUUUGCAACUCAAGUGGACAAAUCUCAAAAACCACUGCAGGCCUCCUGUGUCACAUGCCGUGUCUUUAUUUUAGCACUGAAGAGGGAGGGGCCUGGGCAGAGGAGGCUGGAGUUGCACCUUCAUUUGAGUAUUUCAGGCUACUGAAACAUUAACAGUUCUAUUCCCAAACUCUCCUUUUUGGGCUUCAUCAGGAAAAAGGGAGAAAUUGGGGGAGGGAGACAAUUUCAAGUGGAUUGAAAUAAGGAAAUUCCCCCAAGAUCAUUUCAAACCAGUUUUAUCCCUCUCCUUCCUUCCCCUAGAUCAAAUCAAUAUUAAUUGUGCCUUAUUUCACAAACUCCAUAGACUUGAAUUAUUUUUAGGGAAAGCCCCUAUAUGAAUUUAGAAGUCACUACAAACAGCAUUGAGACUGAGGUUGGAAUAUUCUAUUGACCCACAAAACCUUGAUGUCAUUCUGUGUAUAUAGAAUGUAAAAGGAAUAUUCAGUGUUAACUGCCAUAUAUGUUGAUAUACACAAACUUAAUUAGCAUUGUGAUGCCAAAUGCAUUCCCCAAUGCUUUUUCUUUUUCAAAAAGAAAAAAAAAUUGGAAAUCAGAUCAACAGCUCUUACCCCUUACAGAAGCUGCCUAACUUUAGGAGUCUGACGUUCACAUCUCGCUGGUGUGGGCGCGUGGGGCCGCAGUGUGGAUGUCUGUGUGGAUGUGUCUGUAUGUGUGUGAGUGCCUUGGAAGGGAUUCUUUCUGCAGAUACUGUAAAUAUAAGUACCGUUUUAAUAAAGCAUGUACAAUAAACCAAAAUAA